CCCUUUCGCACCGGCCGCGUGAGAGGCCGUUUUCACGCUGGCGUUGUUCGUAAUACCGCUCGGCCCGUGGGCCGAGGAGCAGGUGGUGCCGGACGGGAUGGGCACCGACUCGGAGCCCCCGGUCGGUCCGCACCUACUCUCGCUGGCGGACGUGGGAGCCCUCGGCUUCGACUGUGCGCUUAAGCCGGCGCCGGCGCUGACGACUGGCGGCGCCCCGGCCGACCUCAACACACCCGUCACCACAUCGGAUCUUCCCGCUUUCUUCCCGAAUCUGCUCGAGCCUCCGCCUAUAUCAGGUACACUACCAGGCGAUGAGUUGUCUUUGGGCUGUUCGCCGCGGCGUCAUAAGCAUGAAUCCUCCUUAUCUCCAGGCGCGCGCGCUGAAGACGCCAGUAAUGCGUCGAGCGCAAGCACUUCGCUCUACGCGCCUAUGGGCAGCAAACGCGCACCUUCGCCACCUUUACAGUGGCUGCUACCAUCAGGUCCCGGUCCAGGUAGCAUGGAUAAAUAUUUUCAACAAGAGUAUGAAGAACGUGUUGAAUUGCUCCCUCCUGAAUGCCAGCCUUCUUAUUGUCCGCCGCCACAACCUUGUCCACAGCAGCACUGCGAAUAUCGUCCCCAACCACAGCCUCAACCCCAACACUCGUGGGAAACACAAGAAUAUGCUAGCGCACCUCAACCGGCUCCUGGACCUUCAGGAAUACCCAAAAGAGAGCCUUAUCCCAGUCCGGCCGGCGACAGACCCGUUCAAUUGGCUGAAUUCAACCAAGCAACGAGUAAAGGUCAUGAAAUCCUUUCUCAAGUUUAUCAGCAGAGCGCUCAGCCACUUCGACUAGUCCCGGUUAAACCUCGCAAGUACCCAAAUCGUCCGAGCAAAACACCCGUUCACGAAAGGCCCUACGCAUGUCCCGUAGAAGGAUGCGAUCGCAGAUUUUCACGAUCUGACGAACUGACUAGGCAUAUCCGCAUUCACACGGGGCAAAAACCGUUCCAGUGCCGCAUUUGCAUGCGUUCGUUCAGUCGAUCAGACCAUUUAACGACGCACGUGAGAACACACACGGGUGAAAAGCCGUUCGCCUGCGAUGUAUGCGGGCGUAAAUUCGCAAGAUCGGAUGAGAAGAAACGUCACGCAAAGGUGCAUUUGAAGCAACGACUGAAAAGGGAGCGCGGCGGAGGCGGGCCGGCGCACCCGCACGAGCCGCACCCGCACCCGUCGCUCUAGCGCCCUCUCG
Messenger RNA from Melitaea cinxia (Glanville fritillary), 1232 nucleotides. RefSeq names its product early growth response protein 3-like (gene sr). Gene Ontology annotation, molecular function: DNA-binding transcription factor activity, RNA polymerase II-specific; RNA polymerase II cis-regulatory region sequence-specific DNA binding. The transcript is spliced from 2 exons. The record is from RefSeq and is a predicted model, not a curated record. Bases 98 to 1222 code for a protein of 374 amino acids. Gene Ontology annotation, biological process: regulation of transcription by RNA polymerase II. NCBI's taxonomy places the organism in Eukaryota, Metazoa, Arthropoda, Insecta, Lepidoptera, Nymphalidae.